UCAGAGAGCGCGGAGCUGUGAGAGCCUGUGAGAAAGGAAGAUGGCUGCCUCGGAUGAAGAGGGCGGUCAAAGUGAUAAUAAAAAUGACGAUUCUGCCACACACGAGACGAGCAAGCAAUUUUCCACAAUUCACCAACAGGAGAUUGAGAGCCAAUUGAUUCGACCAGGUGUAAGCUACGAGAAUCGAGUGAGUGCUGUGCUGUCCGGUUGGGAACACCUUGCUGGUACUGUUCAAGGAGAUGUAAGUCAAGUGCAGCCUCUUGCAGCCUUUCUCUACAGAUGGAGUUUACGACUGGUUCUACAGGGAGAGUGGCCAGGCCUAGCCCAAAUUGUGAAGACUCGGCUGGGAGUUACACUUCAGCGAUGUUCCCGUGUGGCUGUCUUACAGCCUUUAUGUCAUACUUUAUUACCUCUUGUAUCAGACCCAUGGGGUCAUACGACAAAGACUAUCUUCUUUGAUUCUGAUUCAGAGGUUCAGGAUAGUGAAGCUAUAAAGUACAUCUCAAAUGAGACCUGGGAGGUGGUACGUGUUCGUGUGGACACAAUGAUUGAGUCGCGUUGUGAGGAGCUGGCCUUUCGUGUCCUCAAAGUUUGCAUAAGAUGUAUACGUCUCAGAUCUGAGGGAUUGGAAGUUCCACACUUUACAGAUGAAGAUCACAAUCACUUUGUCGAUUUGUAUUUUGUUCUUCUGUACAAAUUUCAGCGCAAAGCUUUUUUAGAUGAGGUUAAGGCACUAGACGUGAAUGAAGGAGUAAACCUGGUUAGAAGACUGGUCGCUAAACAGGAUAAAACCAAAGUUUGGAAACAUCGACUAAAGAUCGCUGAUCUUGCAAUUCAGAUUUUCUUGGCUACAACUAUAGUCAAGAAGUUCAACCAUGACUUUUGGUGUGUAUUUCAUGAAUGGUGUGGUGUACAGGAGGCAGCAGCAGUUGCAGAUGAAUUAUUAAGUCAGAUGAUCCACAAGUAUAUGCAACUCUCUGAAUCUUCACUGCAUAUAUAUAGGAUGAGCUCCAUACUUCAUACAAAGUUUGGAAACCGGCUGGCCUCACUGGUAACUGAGCUAUUAAUCCGUGCAUUGACAAUGGACAUGAAUAGCUUGGAAGCUCUCAAGCUAAAGCAGAAAGGAGACAACAUGAAGGAUGAACAUCUUCUGUUGGAGCAACAGAUGGCUGCUGGUUUCAUGGAUCUAGCAACAGUCUUCACAAUACAUAAGAGUGUGGCCCGGGAAUGUGUUCUCACUGCAUUUAGUCUCCACCCAACACCGGAACGUCUAGUCUUGCUUAAUAGCUUUGUGAGCGAAUCCUCCCCAUCCGAGGCUGAUGUUGCAGCUUCCAGUGUGCAGCCGCACCCUCCUGCUUCUUCUCCUUCCCCUCAGUUUCCUCUCUCUCCCCCUCGUCCUCCUCCUCUUCCUCCUCCUGAAGUUAAACAGGAGGAUUGUACAUUAAUGGGGUUAUCAGCUAUGUGCCUCCAAUCUAUUCCUUCCACCAGCACCACAGCAGACAGUCUUGACACUUUACAUAGCUAUGGUGAUGUGCAACCCACACAGUCCACCUCUUGUCUUCAUCCCGCCUCCCAAGACCUUCAUAAAACACAGUUUUCUCAAGAACAUGCACACAGUCCUGAUUUAUAUACAGGGAUUAAGUCCAGUGCAAGUGACUCAGUCCAAAAUAGUCUUAAUUGUGUUGGUGUUCAGGAUAGUGUUAAUAUUGUUGAAAUGGAAGUGACUAGUGCCAGUGAAGUACAAGUGAAUAAUGAGGAUGAAAAAGACUUUGAGUUUACUGAAAAAGGCCAAAGUUCCCCUCCAACAAGUAAUCUUAGAGAUCCUCCCCAUGAUGGCCAGUGUGUAAUGCAAGUUACUAUAGACACAGGACAACCCCAACCCAAUUUUUUACCCACCCCAAGUUCUCAGUUGUCACAAGUAAGUAGUGUAAGCAGUGCUCAAGUAAAGACAGAAGAUAUUUGUAUGUUGCAAACCAAAGAUGUGGCUGGUGGUGAUGAAGGUAGUGAAAAUAGUGUUCAUGUGGAAACUAGAAAUAAGGAGGAUGUAGAUUCUAUGGACAAGUUUUACAAAAGCACAGAAAAUUUUAUUGAACAGUUAAGUCAAGAAACACCGAAGAACUCAUCACGGAAGGUAUUGCUGACUAAUUUGACGAACAACAUAUUAUGCUCGAAUUAUGAUGUUUUGACUCAACCCAAUCAGGUACUUGAUGCAGAUCAGUUAGGAUUAACAAAGGAACUCUGUGAUGAUUUGGCAGUGGUGCUAAGUAGUCCACGUUGGCAAGUUUUGUCAUGGAUGCUUGAUUGGCGUGAGUUGAGUAAAAUCUGUGAGCAUUACCUUCAUGAUGCUGAUAGUGCUAAGAAUAUGACCAAAGAAUUAAAAUAUCUCAAUAUUGAUUACAGUCAGUUUCAAAACAUGCCCUCAGCAGAGAUAACAGAGUUCACAGGUAUAGAGAAAGGGUAUGAACACUUUAUUGAGAAUGACUCCGAAAGUGAAUAUUCGGAUGGAGAGUAUCACACACACUCCAGAACUGGCCGUCGUUCAUCUGCUGCAGAAUCGGACACCACUGACAAUGAAAAACAUAUUAAAAGAGGGAGAGGAAGACCAAAGAAAAUUACUCAUGUGAAUAGACUUUAUGAUUCUGAUUCUGACUAUGGUUCAUAUGGUAGAAGAAGAGAACCAUCAUGUUAUAUGAUGUCUGUGUCAGAAUCAGAAGAAUCUGAUGUGGAGGGCAAAGCUAAAACAAGAUUACUUAAAAUGGACUCAGAAGGUGGUAGUAUAGUUGAAGGCAAAAGAGUAACAGCUGUCAGUAACCAAGACAGAAGUAAACGGAUUCGAAUUGACGCUGAAACUGGGAAGGUGAAACGAGAUAGAAAUCUACUAAAUACCUUGCGUCUCUUCCGCCAUCAGAAAUAUGGAGGUGAAUGUGCAGGUGAUGCCAAGUACCAUGGUGUACCCCGAUCUCCUGAUCACUUUGCUCCUCGACUUAGCUCACUUAACCUUAAUCCUCGAGUUGUAUUAACAGAACGUGACAAGACCAUAAUAGAUCAACAGAGACAAAGGUCAGUGACAACGGUUGUGGCAGGGAGGAGCUUGGGACCAAUGCGUACCACUCCGUCUAGUCAGUCACGCGGUUCCUGGAGAUAUGCAGGAUCAUUAGUGGCACCCUCCAAUCCCACCACAGCCAUACGACCUACUACAUCUGUUUCUCUUCCUCGUUCUACAUCAGUUCAGUGUUACCUUCGUACAAAGGAUGGCAAGGUACGUGUUGCUCCAUUUCAAAGAGCAUUACUUACUGGUACUCGCCCGCCCAAUCCUGGGGGAAAUAACAAUUAUUUAAGGAUGAUUAAUAAACCUACUUCAGGCUAUGAUGAUUCAUAUGCUAAGUUCUUGCUUCAGCAAAAUUCUGGACUUAAAGGAAAAAGUUCUAGUGUUACAAUAACUAGAAAAAACAUGUCACUUGAUGCUAGUCUUGAUUAUCUCAAGAAACAAGGUACAACUGUUACUUAUAAGUCUCAGAAAUCUUCAACUGCUUUAGCACUCGCCAAUGCUCAGAAAACUGUCUUAAAUAGAAUAAUGUCACCAGAAAAUGCCAUAUCAGCUAUGAGUGUCCGAACUGCAAUUGCCAUGCCAGUUAGUAACAAUCCUCCAAAUUUGCCUCCAACUGAUAAAAAUAACCCCACAAACUUAAGUCGUGUUUUACCCAAGGGCACUACUGUUGUUAGAAAACCUAAAACAGAUGGUGCAGGACCCAGUGGUCUCAAUAAUGGUGGAUCAAGUGGUGGAGUUAGUCCACGGACAGUAGUAACACGACCCGGAACAUUUUCAGCAGUGGUUGCACGACCAACCGUCACAGUUUCAAGUGCUGCCCUCCGUGCAGCUAACUCUGUGAUGGCCGUUAGGGCUAAUACAACCACCAUUCGUACAACAUACUCUCGUGGGGUGGUGGUAACUGGCAACCUGGGAGUGCAAGAGGCAACAAUCAAUUGCAGCCCAUCAUCAUCCCAAUUAAUAGCAAGUUCUCCAUCAACAACAGCAGGAACUGCCUCAGUUGGGCCAGCAUCAACAUCAUCUUUGCCGGCCCCUUUAGUCUCAGCCACGGUGGUAGGGAGUGUCCUCAGCACCAGUACCAACAGUUUUAGUUCCCCCAUGGGGACACUAGGUGGAAAUAAUGGCAAGCAGCAGCAACAGCUGCAGCAAACCUGGGAUGCUGCUCAGACAGAUGCAGUAUCUGUCAGUGAUGCCCCACUUACCAGUUUGGUAAGUGGCAUUGACAGCACUGCUACAAUCACUCAGAUUAGCAGCAGCACCAGGGGAGCCACCACCUGCACCACCACCGUGGCCAGCCCUCCGGGGGACAUACGAGCAGCAAGCAUGUUAGAGACUUUACUUAGAGAUCGACCAGUUCCACCCAACCCUCUUCAUACCCAGUCCACCACAGCCAUUACCACCAUUACAGCUGCACUACCACAUACACUCACAUCUGUUGUAGGCAGUAGUGGAAUACCCAUUGCUGUAUCAUGCGAAGGCCAAGUAACAAAUGCUGUAAUGGGUACACUGACCAGUACUGGUAGCAGCAAUGGAAGUGUAGUUAUUGCAAGUGGUACAAGUGCUAACAGUGGAGUUAUUAUGGCUAGUGGUGUCGUUGGAGGAGGCACAGGAAGUGGUGUUGUGGUUGCUAGCGGUGGAAUUGUUAGUAGCAGUGGUGUUGGAGGUAAUACUACUGUUGGAGACACCAGUAGUGGAGCAGUGCAACAGGUACUAGUUCCAGGUCAACUUGUACAAGUACACACAAGUGAUGGGUCAACUGGCUUAGGAAUUGUUCAUUCAUCCUCAUUAGACUUAAGGUUACCUGCUGGUACAAGGGUAAUUAAGUCCUGCAGUGGAACAGUAAGAACAGCAGCAGGUCAACAACAGGUAACAGGGGUCCUUAAUCAAGCAGGUGGAAGACAAGUUAAUGUGUUACACAAUGUCAAGAUCUUGCAGAAUGUACAGAACAGACAGAUUGUAAGGACAGUUGUAGUACCUCACACAGUUGCUCUUCAGGGACUGAAUACACAUCAAACAAGCCACCUCAAACCUCAAGUAGUGGCCCUCAGUCAAGGAACUAGUACAUCAUCCCCAGCUGGCAGUGUUGAAGGUGGUGUGAUGCAGCCCCAAGGUCCUAUUACUACUGUCAGAGCAAAGAUCCCACCCUCCACCAUUGUACAGAAAGUUCUAGGUCGCAGUGGUCUUGUCAUCCGUACUCUAAGACCACAGACAUCUUCCACUCAGGCUCCUGGAGAAACAUCAGCAUUUGAGGAAGGACUAGGAGCAAAAUUACAACAACAACAGGUUGUAGAUAGUGACAAGAAUUCAGGAACUUCAAGCACUAAUGUAACGGUUGCUCGAUUACCUCAAGAUGAAGGUCUUGGUGAACGCCUUAGUCACUACCUAAAAACUGCAUUAGUAAGUUCCACUAGCACACAAAGUGUUGGCACACAAACUCUCACUACAGCUGUCAAACCCUCAGCUGGGCAAUUAGUAAAUCAAGUUGCAAUGAACCAUUUACGAGGUGGAAGUGCAACACUUUCAUUAGCAGGAGGAGUUCAAGGAAUUGCUGGGCAGCCAAACACAAUCUCUACAAGUCCAACACCACCACAGCAGUCAAGUCUGCCAUCUCUUCCUCUCACUCCAACAAAUGCUGUAAGCUCUGAAACUUUGGAACAACUUAGAGAAUUUGAGUCUGUUUUUGAGAAAGUAUCUAACAAGUCAGGGAAAGAGAUAACUGAUGGAGAAGCUAGUGCAGAGAGCUACUCAAACACCACUAUGUCAUCUGAAGAAUCUAUGAUUGCUGCACAGCUUUUAAGUAUGGCUAAUGAUACACCAGCUGUCACCACAACAUCUAACUAUGUGUAUUCUGUACCCACCACUGUGUAUGAUGCAGGAGGCACACGCCUAACAGAAGGAACUUACAUUACCAUUCCAAGCACUACUCAAGCAGGAACUCUUAUAUUAGUGAAUCAUAGUGGCUCUGGAACAGGUUUAGUAACAGUUGCUAGUGGUGUACAGAGUCAACAGCCUCCUACAGCAGCAUCACCUACUUUGUCUUCUACCUCAUCCCACUCUUCCAUUGCAUCUUCACCAUCAUCCACCUCCAGUAAAAAUAAAAAACAACCACCUAAGUCAAAAGUAGUCCCUCCAACUACCCCACCAGUGGUGGCCAAGCCAAAGACACCACCCCCUCCAAAGGCUCCAGCCCCAAAGCCAACAGUAGCCAAGCCCCAGGUUGAGGAGAGUGAUGAAACUAAAGCACGCAUUCAGGCAAUACUGGAACAAUAUAAGCAGGAUCUUGCCAAGACACCACAGCCACAACCAGCACCACGGAAUAGAAAAAAUUGUCCUCCCCCUAAAAGUGAAGGAAAAUCAUCAAAUAAGAAGAAGAGUCCUGUAAAAAAAAGUGAGGGCGGUGCUGGAAACAGCCCAGCUGUAUCUGAAGGUUCCAUAGCUGGAUGUCCUUCACCUAGCCCAUCUCCAGGACCAGCAAGUGACAAUUCUCUUGGGCUCUCAAGUAAUGCAUCUGGGGUACAGACAGUUCAGUAUUCUUCACAGGUUUUAUCUGGUCAAGGGAAUUCUCCUACUGGGAGUACUGUUAUCCCAGAUGAUAAAAUUAAGGUUGAAAGUAGCCAGGAAGUGGUGGCAGCAGCAACUCCACAGCUAUUACAAGGUGUAGUAGUUUCAAAUGUUAAGGUGGAAGGAAGUAAUCUGUCUAACACUGCAACCAGUCUUGCCCCAGGUUUGGCAGGGGGUAGAGUAGUACAAUUCAUUCGUCAUGGAGGAAAGGUAACUGCUAUCACCACACGCCAGCCUCUUAGUAAGAUCAAGACCACAAGUCAAUCUGGUCCACCACCUAAUGUAACGAUACAGGGACGCAUCAAUAUGAAUGAUCUUAUGGAAAGUCACAUUGCUUCUCUGUUAACUGGUGGAUCCUCUAUAAGUCAAACCCCCACAGUUGUUAGCAAGAUUGUCCAACAACAACAAUUGGCUGGCCAUCAGACAGUGCAGCAAGUAGUAGUGCAGACAUCAGGAGGUCAGCAGGUGUUACAACAAGUUGCUGUCCAACAGCUUCCUCCUACCCAUGCAAAACCACAGCAGCAGAAGCAACAAAAGUGUGGUGUAAUCCAGCAACUUGGAGUGGCCAGUAAUGAGGAAGUAUUGGGGUUGGUAUCACCACCUCGUUCUAUACACGUCAGUUUGCCAUCGGUACCCAAUGUUACUCAAUCUAACACAGCCACUAUUACAAACGCUACCAUCACAAAUACAUCACCUGUUACCAAAAUCUCUGUUGUUACUAAUGCAUCCCUUGUGACUACAACAUCUAUCAUCAACAGUACACCAGUCAUCACUAAUGUCUCCACCAGUGUUCCACACAGCAAUACAUCCACGAGCAGUGGAGCAUCUGGGCCUUCCCCUCCGUCAGUAAUUUCAACUUCUCCUCUCACACCCCAGGCAAAUACUGUUACCUCACCUCCAACUCCACAACCUAUCACAGCCUCCCCUCAUACCCCAUCUCCUGCUACUGAACUUCCGCCCACUCCUUCGUCAUUUCAAAUGGGUGAGGAAAGCAAUAGUAGUGAACAGAGUGUUAAUGAAGGCUUGGCUGGUCCAUUACCUCCAUUCUUUACCCUCAAAUCAUUCAUAAUGCAAAGUCCACAACAACCGUCACAACAGAACCACCAGUCACAGCAGCAGAAACAAGAACAACAAAGGGUUCCAGAUAAAAGUUUUUCUUCUGGAAAUAGCAUGCAGCAGAGUGCUAGUACCACAGCAACUACUCAAGCAGUCUCAACAGGGUCAGGGAUAACAACCCAAAACAAACAUCCGCAACGUGGAAAUCAAGCUCAUAUUCAGCUACAGAUUUCACAACUUCCAAGAAAGCCUGCCUCAGUGAUCCGUACAGGUGGAAGUGGUGGAAGGAGAUUAGUGGUUGGAGGCACUGAUGGGAAUGGAAGGACGAUAGGACGUGGCACUGCAGCCUCUCCAUUACUUGUCAGUGGAACAGGAGAUGUGGGGAUUGCAGUUUCUCCAAUGUCUGGCUCCUCAAGUCUGGAAAGCUCACCUGCAGCCACUCAUUCCCGCAUCCGCUUGGCAACAAGACCACAAGAUACGAGGAGCAAUUCCAUUGACUCCUUAAAAAGUGAUCUCAGUAUAGAAGAAGUGCAAAUUCCACCAAGUCCAGCUACCUUGACGAAACAGCUGCAAAGUGCUUACAUGACUGAAGCAGCAUUAUCACCAUCUGUCUCCCAGUCACAACAUUCUGGUUCCUCCUACUCAUCCCCUGGGACAACCCAUGACCUGCCAUUUACAGAAGCCCCUCCAACCACUGAUGACAAUUUCCCUGCAGCUCUGACUCAGCCUGGUUAUUCAUCUGCUCCAUCAGCUCCAGGAUUAUCUGUGACAGGUGUAUCUCCAGAAGGUGAUGCACAACUGAGAGCUCUGGCUUCCCCUUCUGGUGAUGUUUAUCUACAUCAGUCAGGUUCAGGGUUGGGCUUGGAAAGUUUAGAAACUGGAACAUUGCCUCUUGUGGCUGGCAUGGAAGUGAGGACACAUUCACCUGCUCUCAGUGACUUGGUAUCAUCUGGGCCACUUCUGACUUGGUCCCCAAGGUCUGCUGACUCCAUGAUGGCACAGUCACCCUCUCUUAAUGAUGCUCUCACAGCCAAUAUUCCUCUUGAUGUUAAUCAUAGUGAAGACUCAUUAUGUGAUUCAUCCACAGGUUUUCCUGGUCUCUUUUCAAUAGAAGGAGAUGGUGUGAGUGUAUCAUCAAGUACAAGUGAGGAUAUGAGAACUGCUACACCAGGAGGGGCCUCAAGUAACCAGCAGCAGAAUUUGCAACUUCAAGAGCAGGAGUCACAGGAACAAGGGGAAGUAACUAUAGAUUUACAUCCAAGGGAGAGUGAACAGGAUCACACAAUAACAUCCACAAGAUCACCCACUCAAUUAGAACUGCCUGUAACCACUUUAGGUGGGAUGUCUUCUCAUGGUACCCAGUCAUCGGGAAGUAUUAUUGUAAAUCAGGCAGCACAAGAUACACCAUGGAGAUUUGAUAAUACCGUUGGGACUCAGAAUAAGCCGGUAGUUACUCAGCCUAAUGUACACAUAAAUGAAAACCUUAAAGAUGAUAAGCAGACAUUGAAACAAGAGGAAGUAGCAGGUCCCUCUGAUAGUAAUCACAGAAGGUCAAAAAUAACAACUCAAACUUCACAGUCCAAAACUAAAGAGAAAGGGAAGCAUUUGCGCAUCAAAGAACAAGAGCAAGAUGAUGUUAAAAUUGAGGUUGAUGAUGUUAAAAUUGUUGCAGAGGUUGUUGCAAACAAAGGCUCAGGUAGAGAACGGAGGACAUCAUCUAUGCAAAGUAAACCUGAUGGUAUGGUUGAAACAAUCAAUCGUAACUUGGCCCCUCAAGAUGGGAACAACAGAAAACGAAGUCAACGAGUUGCCUGUACGUCAAACAGGAAAAAGAGUAAUUUACCAAGUGAUGGUGAAGUAACAAGGGAGGAAUUUCCAACUAAAAAUGGGCAUGAUGAAGACUCAGAUCUUCAUAAUAUAAAAACUGGAAAAAGCAGCAGUAAUGCCAGUAGAAAUAAACGUAGAAGCUCUCAGCGUGCUGUAGCAGCAUCUCCCAGUAGCAUAAUCCAGACUUCAGCCUGCCGCAAUCGUUCAAAGCCCUUAAAGACUGAAGCAGGUGUAAAGGAAGAGGAUGAUGCUGGAAUAACUGAUACAGAAAUCAAAGAUGAGAAGCCUUUUAUAAAGAUGGAUAAGGAUGUGAAAGAAAUUUCUGAAGAAGGUGUGGGAAGAACAACACGUGGAGCAAAAAGGCGUGGCGAUGGAGAUUGUGUGGGAGAAGUGAAGCGUGGUCGGGGUACUCGGUCUGGCCGAAGUCGCAGUGAUGGAUAUGUGUUGUCAAUGGAAGAGGACGUGCUAAACCACAUAGAUGAGGAUUGUGCACUAUCACGGGGACUUCGAGGUCGUCAUGUUAGUGGUACUUCCGACACAAGUAGUAAUUAUAGUAUGGAACGUGCAGUUACACCAGGACCACAUGAUUCCCCUAGUAUGAGUGGGAGCAGAAGACGACGGCGUCAAAGUCGAGAAAGCAGUGCCAGCAGUCGAGAUGGUAGCCCUCCAAUAAUGCAUAUGCAUGACUUUUCUCCUGGUGGUGUCAACACUCGACGCUCUUCCUCCCGUGACCAUGCCAAGAAAAAGAAAUGCUCUUGUUGUGGGGGAGGGGAACAGAAAAAAAGUGGGUCUGGAAGUGGGAGACGAUCGUCCACAAGAGCUACCAGAGGCUCCAGCACUGGCACUGUGCAAUAGAGGGAACAAUAGACAAAUGGUUGUUUUUCUGCAGUGUAGACAAUUGCUAGAUUAUCAGGCAUGACAGUAAAAUCAUGAAUUUCCAGCAGGAGUUGCUGCACAAGAGUUUGGUAGUGACAGUGGCAUCAAGAGCAUCAUCAUCUAUACUAGCAAUAGCACUGCAGUAUAUAACAAGCAGCUUAUACCCCCAGCAGUGAUGUUGUUCAGUAGAGCUCACUAUGAAGAGCCCAAUUGUGGCUCUUCAGAGCAUAUUAUCUUCCAGAACUCCAGGUGUAGUAUUCUGUUGUUGUAGGAGGAUAUCACUGCUCACUAUGGCAAAUAGUGGCUCUUGGACAGUCUUCACCUCUUUCCACAGUGUAAGCAUUAAGUGUUAUAGUUUUAAUGUUCCUUUUAAUAUUUCAAAAUAUUUUUAUACUCUGGAAGAUUUGCUCACUCAUGUGAGUUCUUACAGCACAAUUUUUUUUUAUGGGAUGUUAGUGCCAUACAUUUCCAUUUCACACUUAUUGGACUGCAUACCACUGGAAAGAUAUCUCAGUGGUCAUCGGUGGCUUGGCUUGAUGCAUCUUAUGUAUCGGGUCAGAGCAACGAGGUCACAAUGAUCAUUUGUACCUGAAUGCUUUUAACUGGUGUUAGCUGAAGUAUGUUAGGCAUCCCUGGAGUGUGAUGCAGUCUUUCCCUCCCAUCUCCCCUCCCCAAACACAAAAAUUUUCAAAUAUGACCCCACAUUGUAACUCACUCUCAAACAUACUUACACACAUGUAUACAUUUGCACACAAACACAAAUGCACACAUACUAUCCUUUUUCUCCAUAUUAGUAUGGAGCGUGGCUUCAUUCUAAUGUGACUCAUCCUUCCUCAUUACCGAAUAAAGGUUAGUCACCCAUCAAUUUUAGCACUCCAUUGUAGGGGUCACACCCAUUGAUACGCUUUUGGUGGACACUGUCUAUUUCUUAAAGCUUGUCCUGCGCAAACAUGUAAAUAUUUGUCAUUAGUAAUUUUGUGAUUCCCUAGAUUUUCCUAAUUUUGGAGUCCCUCGUUAGAAGUUCUAAAGAAUUGUUUGUAAAAAUAGACAAAUGGUGUUCUUAAACUUCUAAUAUACAUAGGCUAGUGUCACUUCUUUGCUGGAUCAAAAAAUUUAAUUUCACAUGAUUAAACGGGCUCCUUGGUGAUAGACUUCUACUCAAAUAAACUGGUGGCCGGUGGAGGAGGAACCAGCGUGCUGUCCAUUACAAUACUCCCAUAGCAUUGUUAGUAUUUCUACCAAAUGGAAAAUAUGUUACAUCUGUAAAUGAAAUCUCUUCAGUAAAGCUACAUGUUCUAUUUAUGAAGAUACAUUCCCAACCCAAAGAAAUCAAUUUAUUUACUUUUUUUCAUAUAAAGUAUAGAUAAUUCACAAGAUGUGGAUCCAUUAGCUGUGUUCAUUGAGGGUGUGGGUCUGUCCAUUUACAACAGAUUGAUAUUAUAAUUAUCAGUAUGCUACAUAAAAUGGUUGUUUAGUUUGACUGCAGUAUGAUUUUAAGUGAGAAUGUCAAAUGAUCCAUAACUAGUUGUACUGUACUUUGGGCCACUUUCCUGUGACAGUGAUAAGAGGGAUAUCAAAAAUUCAGCCAUUGUUAUUCAUUCACAAUGGGUGGAUUAGUACUUCGGUGGUCAGAAUAUACAUUUCUGACAUUUUAUUAUUUGGUUGAGCAAGUCAGUUAAGUGAAAUGGUAAAAGCCCAAAACUUGUUGAACAAUGACGUUGUCGCAAGAAAAACUAUGCAUUUUAGUUCCGAGUGUGAAGAAAACUGUAGCAUAGACUUGUAGACAGCAUCUUGUGGAGACAGCAGAGGAAGGCAGACCCCACCCCUUCUAUACUUACAAGUAGCUUAUCUCACUGUAGUGUGUUUGUAUUCCCAGUUUGGGAAAAACUGCUUGACCAUCAUUUUCUCUGAUAAUGGUGGCAUUUAAUUGUUCUUGCUCUAUAAGAAAUGUAGAAAUCUUUAUGGAAGUUUCAGUUUUGUCUCAUUACUUAAAAAACAAGUUUCAGUUUUAUGUCUCAUCACUUAAAAAACAAGUUUCAGUUUUAUGUCUCAUCACUUAAAAAACAAGUUUCAGUUUUAUGUUUCAUCACUUACCCGGUAAAUGGAAUUAUUUGAUGAUCAUAUAUUUGACACAAUGUUAUAUAAUUACAGGAGAAUACACUUGAUACAGUAUUUGUUAAAUUUUAAUAACAGAUGUUAAGGUAAAUAUAAAAAUUUCUCGUAGGCAGUACUUUGGAUUAUAUUUUAUAUUAAAAAAAUACUUAUUUUUAAACAUUGAAUUCAAAUUUUGGCAUCCAUGCAAUGUCAGAAUCCAACAUUUUAUAUACUACGUUUAUAUUUGGGAUCAGCCAUAAAUAUGUACGUAUUUAAAGUUCCCCCACAAAUUAUAAAUUUUAUAGUGUACAAUCAUUCUGUUGCUCAGAAUUGUGCUGAUUUUUCUAGUGGACAGCUGAGAAUUAUGUUAGAUAACAUAGUGUCCAUAUUUAUAAAAAAUAAUAAUAUUUUAUUUAGAUGUAUAUAAAGUGUGAAGUUUCCAUCAUUUCUACCCGACUAUGUAACAUUAGCUUGUAUAAUUGGCUUAGAAAAUAUGUUGAGAACCUGGUUUCCCCUUGGCAAAGUUUGUAAUUUGACUGAUGUGUGUUUAUAUUUAUCUUGAUUUUUCUUUUCUAUGGCCUCUAUUAACUAAUGCUUCCUGUAAUGAUGUGAAGAUUGUGUUUAUAUUUCUUUUUUAUUUAUAUUGUACAUAGCUUGCUAAAACUCCACAUGUACACUAU
Molecule: messenger RNA, 13143 nt
Organism: Homarus americanus (American lobster)
Lineage: Eukaryota; Metazoa; Arthropoda; Malacostraca; Decapoda; Nephropidae
Exons: 9
Coding region: 41-10348 (3435 amino acids)
Source: RefSeq, a predicted model, not a curated record